AUGCCACCUAAGAAGCAAAAGUUUAAUCCUCAACAAAAUAAUCCAACUAAAUCAGAAAUUACAACAGAAACAGAACCAGAAACAGAAUCAAAUAUAAAUGAAUAUAUUAUGAAUUAUAUGAAAUCUCAAUAUAGACCAUAUUCAUUAAAUGAUAUUAUGUUAAAUUUACAUGGAAAAUUUAAAAAAUCAAAAUUAACUCAGAUUUUAGGUAAUUUAGUUGAUUCAAAACAAUUAAUUUUAAAAACUAUUGGUAAAACUAAUUAUUAUUGUUAUAAAGAAAUACAAUUAUCAACUAAUGAUGGCGAUGAUAAAGGUAAUAAUAAUGAUCAAUUGUCAAAUGACAUUGUUGAAUUAACUAAUAAACUUUCAAAUUUAAAAAAUGAAAUUAAUAAAAUUAAUCAAGAAUCAACAUAUACAAAUGAACAAUUAAUUCAAAAAUUAAAUGAAUCAAAACUUAAAUUGAAUGAACUUGAUGAAAGAUUAAAACAAAUAGAAUUGAAUAACAAAACUCAAACGAAUGAAAAUAAUAAUUCUAUCGACUAUGUUACUAAUUUAAUUACAUUAAAAGAAAAACAACAAAGAAUUGUAUGUAAUUUUCAUAUAUUCAUAAACCCUGAAGGAUUAAAACUAACUCAUUAUCUUUUAGUUUAA
Messenger RNA from Lodderomyces pseudojiufengensis, 651 nucleotides. RefSeq lists its product as uncharacterized. Gene Ontology annotation, biological process: homologous chromosome pairing at meiosis; meiotic joint molecule formation; meiotic strand invasion involved in reciprocal meiotic recombination. The coding region runs from base 1 to 651 and encodes 216 amino acids. The transcript is spliced from 2 exons. Gene Ontology annotation, molecular function: recombinase activator activity; double-stranded DNA binding. Gene Ontology annotation, cellular component: DNA recombinase auxiliary factor complex; condensed nuclear chromosome. Lineage: Eukaryota; Fungi; Ascomycota; Pichiomycetes; Serinales; Debaryomycetaceae. The record is from RefSeq and is a predicted model, not a curated record.